Macadamia integrifolia is the source of this 1238-nucleotide messenger RNA. Its product is annotated as tetraspanin-3-like. Lineage: Eukaryota; Viridiplantae; Streptophyta; Magnoliopsida; Proteales; Proteaceae. The transcript is spliced from 2 exons. Gene Ontology annotation, cellular component: plasmodesma; plasma membrane. Bases 100 to 939 code for a protein of 279 amino acids. Gene Ontology annotation, biological process: auxin-activated signaling pathway. The record is from RefSeq and is a predicted model, not a curated record.
AAGGGGAAAAAAAAAUCUGCUCAAGAGAAAGAGAGCGGCCAUCACACAAGAGUAGCCUAGCCUACUUAGCAAGAAAGUAGAGCGAGAGAAAGAGAGGAGAUGAGGUUCAGCAACAGCUUGGUCGGAGUUGUAAAUUUCUUGACGUUCCUACUAUCUAUUCCAAUUCUGGGCGGAGGGAUAUGGCUGAGCAGCAAAGCCAACACCACCGACUGCCUAAGGUUCCUUCAAUGGCCUCUUAUCAUCAUCGGCGUCUCCAUCAUGGUUGUCUCUCUCGCUGGUUUUGCCGGCGCUUGUUACCGUAACACCUUCCUUCUCUGGCUUUACCUCUUCACCAUGUUCUUCAUCAUCGCCGCCCUCAUCGUCUUCAUCAUCUUUGCUUAUGCCGUCACCGAUAAAGGCUCCGGCCGAACAGUCCCGAACCGCUCCUACCUCGACUACUACCUCUCUGAUUACUCCGGUUGGCUCAAAGACCGGGUUGAGCAGAAUACCUACUGGUCCAAGAUCAGCUCAUGUGUUAGAGACUCCCAUGUCUGCUCCAAGUUGGGCAAGUCUGAGACUGCUGACAUGUUCUACCUCCGAAGCCUCAACCCUAUCCAAUCUGGGUGUUGUAAGCCACCUACGGCGUGUGGGUAUACCUACAUAAACGAGACGGACUGGAGUCAGGUAGCAGGAACGGUGAGCGACAUUGACUGCAGCAGGUGGAGCAACGACCAGACACAGCUGUGCUACGCCUGUGAUUCAUGCAAGGCAGGGGUUCUAGCUAGUGUCAAGAAGAGCUGGAGGAAGGUCUCUAUAAUCAACAUUGUGGUUCUCAUACUACUUGUCAUCUUCUAUAUAAUUGGAAUUGCUGCGUUCAGGAACAAUAAGAGGAUCGACAAUGAUGAGCCUUAUGGAUCUACCCGAAUGACUAAGUCUGAACCCAGUAGGCUCCAGUUCUGAUGAAGAACAAGAACAAGAACAAGAACAAGAAAAACCCAGUAGGUUCAUCAUCAUCCCUUACCCUUGGCCAUCUCUUAUAUACUGACCCAACAGAUAAUAAAUAUUUGGCCUUUCUGGUCCAGUUGGGUUUUUGGGUUUUGAGAAUUAUAAAGAUCUUAAGGUAUUGUAAUUUGUAUUCAGGAAUCAAGACUCAAGAUUCUUUUUCUCCUUUUUCUAAAGUUGUGUAAUAGAGUCGGUGAGACUUACUCUAAUGAGUUUAUGAAUAUUUAAUGCAAAUUGAAAUUUUAGUGUACAGUAAA